Molecule: messenger RNA, 941 nt
Organism: Emiliania huxleyi CCMP1516
Lineage: Eukaryota; Haptophyta; Isochrysidales; Noelaerhabdaceae
Exons: 2
Source: RefSeq, a predicted model, not a curated record
UCGAGGGCGGCGCGCCGCCACCAGCCGCGCCUGGCGGCGUGCGACGUCGACGUGGACCGGCAGCAAGACCACGCCCGCGCGUCGGACCAUGCCACCUGCCUGCUCGGCGCCCGUCAUUUUGGCCAUCGACCGCGUCCUCCGUCUCGAGGGCGCCUGGCGGCUCGGCCUGACGCCCGACGACGGCUGGAGCGAGAAUGUUGCCGUGCUGACCUCCGAGGCGCUCUACUUUCUCGACGCGAGCGAGCCCGAACAGCUGUCGCCCGUUGGUCGCUCGGCGGGCCGGCUACUCCUCUCCGACAUCGCGGACCUCGUCGUCUCGUCAAUCGACGGCGGAGAGGGCUCCGAGAUGCUGCGCAUCAGCGUGCGCGCAAUCUUUCAGGGCGACGCGCUCCUCCGGGCUCCGCCUGGCGCCUCCUCCAUGCCGCUCUGGGUCGAGGCGCUCGCCAGUGCGAUGCGCGGCCGCCUGUCGGAUGGCGCAGAGGCAGGCCCGGCCGACGGCCUCGCGGCCUGCCUCGGCGCGAAGGAGAGGCAGUUGCGCGUGUCGGCGGCCUGUGCGUGGUGGGAAGCCCGGAGGCCGCCGACGCCGCAGUCCCUCCCGUCGCCGCAGCACUCGGCCGGCACGCUCCUCCGGAAGCGUCUGCUUGCGGGCGGGGCGGGGGAAGAAGCGGCGGGCGGAGGCGGCGGAGGCGCCGGCGGCAGUAGCACCGGCGGCGGCGGCGGCGGCGGCGGCGGCGGAGAGGGCGGAGGAGGGCGGUGGCCGUGGGAGAGCGGCCUGCUUGGCGGCGUGCGCGGCUUUGGUGUGCUCGAGAAGCGGCGUGACGGCAUGCUGCGCGUGGGUUGGGUGGAGCGGCUGUUUGUGCUGUGGUCCGGCGGCGGCGCGCUCUCGCUGCUGUACUACAAGAGGCGAGGCGCGGAGCAGGGAGGGAGCGACGAGUUGCUCG